Saprolegnia diclina VS20 is the source of this 657-nucleotide messenger RNA. RefSeq lists its product as hypothetical. The transcript has 4 exons. The record is from RefSeq and is a predicted model, not a curated record. NCBI's taxonomy places the organism in Eukaryota, Oomycota, Saprolegniomycetes, Saprolegniales, Saprolegniaceae. The coding region runs from base 1 to 657 and encodes 218 amino acids.
AUGGAGACCACGGACCUCUUGGCCUUGGUCGACGAGGCCGCUGGCUGUGACGACUGGCUCGGCCUACUCGAGGUUGACGACGAUAUGACAGCCGAUGCGCUUGGCUCUUCUCCGAGCAACGAGGAUACACUGGCCGCGCCGACGACAAAGACGGCCAAGAAGAGACCGCGCACGUCGCUGCGCAACGAAGUCACGCCCCAGCCGCCGACCGUCUGCGAUACCGAGGAGGUCGAGUUGGAAUCGGACGUCGUGUACUGUCGGUAUGUGGCGUCCAUGCUGCCGUCGGCGCUGCCGCCCGUGAACGGUCGCCUCCUGUCCCAGCGGUUUACUGAAGCCGACCGCGUCGUCUUUGUGAGUCGCUCGAUCGUGGACGAUGCGUUGUUUCCGUCUGAUCCCAGUCAUUUUGUCGACAAUCAAUGUUGCUGGAUUGUGGUCGCGCAGAGUGGAACGCAUGGUGCGCAGCUGACGUCGUUUGCCCGCUUCACGCCACCAAUGGUGCCCGCAACGAGUUCGAUGCCCAGCAACGUGACACCAGGCAUGUACUCGGAGGCCAUUCUCCACAUUCUCGGCCAAAACAGCAUGUCCCUCGCGAGCACGAUCACAAGUGUUCUGGAGGCCCAGCGCUACGAUAACCUUACAGAAGCGGUUGAUGGAUAG